CUUCUUCCUAGUGUGAUAUCCGAUAGAGUUUAACAGAGAUCGAGGUGUUGGUUCUUUACAAAUAUCCGAAAGAUGGAAACAGCUGUUAAAGAAAGUUUACACUCUUGUAAAACAACAAAAGACAACAGCUGUUGUACAUGUGUCGUUACCUGUCGCUGUGAAAAUGGAAAGAUGAAAUGUGUCUGUAACUGCCAGGAUGACACGUCUCAGUGUUGUGAAGGGGCUAUGGAGGGGAAAGGCAAAUGUCCAUUUACCGUAACUAUUGUUUGUGAAUGCGAAGAUUCACGUUGUAGCCCAGAUUGUAAGAAGGAGUCAUGCCAGGAUUGUGCAGAAGCCAAAAAGAAGAACGGCUGUGUUUGUACCGUUACCUGUCUCUGUGAAAAUGGAAAGAUGACAUGCGUCUGUAACUGUAAGGAUGACACGUCUCAGUGUUGUGAAGAAGCUAAGGAGGGAAAGGACAAGUGUACUGUUACUUGUCAAUGUUGAAACGGAAAGAAGUGAUUCCUUACUGACUGAAUUUUCCAUGGUUUCUUUGACUGUUGAGAAGCCCGUAAAUUAACGCUGUGGAUAUGAAAACAAGGAGUAUAUCAAUAAGAGCAACUUAAUUUUAUGAUGAUAUAUGUGAUUAAUUCUUUUAUGUUAAGGUAUAUGUUUUUCAAAUAUUCUAUUAUAUUAAAGGCAGUUAGUAGUACACCAAACUAUAUCUAGAAAAAAGUAUGUUGGUUCUCUUUUUAAAUAUAGAAAUAUUGUUAUAUAAAGUUUUAAUUUUUUUUCUUGAGGGCUGAUAACGAUUAUAAUUAGCUAGGUAGGUAAGCCAAACACGAAAAUAAAAACGAGAUACUUGAAUAUACUGAUAUGAAAUUGUUAAUGGCUUUUAUAAUGCAUGUCUCAUCAGUAAAUGGGCGACAGUAGAUUUAUAUAUAUUUUAACUUUAGAU
Limulus polyphemus (Atlantic horseshoe crab) is the source of this 937-nucleotide messenger RNA. RefSeq names its product balbiani ring protein 3-like. The transcript is spliced from 2 exons. The record is from RefSeq and is a predicted model, not a curated record. Bases 73 to 486 code for a protein of 137 amino acids. Lineage: Eukaryota; Metazoa; Arthropoda; Merostomata; Xiphosura; Limulidae.